Molecule: messenger RNA, 3294 nt
Organism: Oryzias latipes (Japanese medaka)
Lineage: Eukaryota; Metazoa; Chordata; Actinopteri; Beloniformes; Adrianichthyidae
Gene: kbtbd12
Product: kelch repeat and BTB (POZ) domain containing 12
Molecular function (GO): protein binding
Source: RefSeq, a predicted model, not a curated record
GAGAGGAUGCCUUUGCCUCGCGUUUGCUCAGACCUCGCAAACCUUCUGACUUGCAGUCCUGCAGCACAAACAACAUUGAGCCUGGAGAAAAGCAUGUCUCUUUGUCGGCUUGCAUAGACAGACAGGAACUACUUAAGUCAAGAGAAGCCCACAACUUUGUUUCAUAUGGAGAAAUCUGCAGGACAGCCCUUUCACACUGGGGUUCGCCACAGCCAAUCAGCUUCCUCCGUCUAACCCGGUCUUCUGCAUCCUCUCCUCUAACAGCAGCUACCUUCAUGUCUUCCUUCACUGUAUCCAGAAACCUCCUCUCUGGUCUUCCUUUAGACCUCUGGAAGCUCUAGACUCAUCAUCCUUCUGUCUCUGAACAUUUGCAAAUCUUCUCAGUCUGGUCUCUGACUUUUUCUCCAAAGCUUUAGAGCACUUCCAAAGACAAAACUGCUGUUUGCCCUGGUUGUGAAAGCAUCCUGUAUCCUCUUGAACUGUUAUAGUUUACAGGAAAAUGGAUCAUAGUACCAAACAUGGGCUGGUGCUGCUUGACCAGCUGAGGAAGAUGAGGGAAGUUGAACAUCUGACAGAUGUGGUGUUAGUUGCUGAGGGCAUCAGCUUCCCUUGCCACAGAGUGGUUCUGUCUGCCUUCAGUCCGUAUUUCCGCGUGAUGUUCACAUGUGGUCUGCGGGAGUGCAACAACAGAGAGAUUUUCCUGCACGACACCCCGGCAGAGAGCCUGGCGCUGCUACUGAACUACAUGUACUGCUCGGAUCUUCAUCUCACCAAUGCCAGCGUGCAGGGCAUCUCCGUUGCCGCUUUUCUUCUUCAGAUGGAUGACGUCUUCAUGCGCUGUCAGCAGCACAUGACUGAAAACAUGGAUCCAUCCAACUGCCUAGGUGUGUAUUAUUUUGCCCGGGACCUCGGUGCAGAGGAACUGGCAGACCAUGCUAAGCGCUUCUUGAGACAAAACUUUGCCCAAGUGUGUCAGAGUGAUGAGAUUCUGGAGCUGGAGGCCCACCAGCUGGGAAAGCUUCUGAGUUCGGAUGAUUUGAAUGUGUCGCAAGAAGAAACCAUCUUGGACGUGGUUCUUUGCUGGGUCAAACACAACCCUCUAGGUGAUCAAGAGGGACGAGCUCUGCAUCUUCCGGAGCUUUUGAGAAAGGUCCGCCUGCCGCUGAUAAACUCUGACUACCUGAGAGAAGCUAUGAAGAGAAAUACUGCCCUGCUAGCUGAUGCUGAGUGUCUUGAGAUGAUGAAUGAGGCUCUGCAGGCCACAGCCAUGCAUCCCGCAGCUGCACCACGCAAAAUCAAGCUCCGGUAUGGCAUGGAGACCACUGACCUGCUGCUCUGCAUUGGAAAUGACACUUCAGGGAUCAGGUCAAGGUAUGGUAAAUAUGCCGAGUGCAGCUUUUGCUAUGCUCCAUCGACUAGCCGGACUUACUACAUCACUUCGCCUCGCUAUGGAGAAGCUCUGGGGUACGUGUGUGCUGGAGUCGUGACAGAAAGAAACAACAUUGUUGUAGCAGGAGAGGCAAGUGCAAGAAGAAUGUCCCGACAGAAAGACAUGAAGGUUGAGAUCUACAGGUAUAAAGUGGAGGCUCAAGGAAGCUGGGAGCCCCUGACAUCUGCAGAGUACCGCGACUCCUAUGCUCUGGGAUCACUUGGGGACACCCUGUAUCUCCUGGGAGGACAGAUGAAGCUGAAGAACCAGUUUCUAAUCACCAACAGUGUGGAGCGAUGGUCCCUACAUGGCGGACCCUGGCGAAGUGCAGCCCCCCUCCCUAUGCCUUUAGCCUACCACAGUCUGGUCCGAAUGAGAGACGUCCUUUAUGUGAUGGGUGGUCUCACCCCACAGUCGUAUCGCAUGGACGACGAGCCCGAUCGUCUCAGCAACCGCCUGCUCCAGUAUGAUCCAAACACAAACAAAUGGACAGAGCUGGGUCCCAUGAAGUACUCAAAGUACCGCUGCAGUGCUGUAGCACUCAACGGUGAAAUCUACGUGAUCGGAGGAAUUGGGUGUGAGGGCGUAGAUCGUGGUCAGUCACGUCAUUGUCUGGAUGUCGUAGAGAUCUACAACCCGGAUGGAGAUUGCUGGAGGGAUGGACCUCGUCUCCCGUGUCCCCAGCUCUCCCUGCAUACCAAAGCCUCGAACGCAGGCGUGGUGGGUGGAAGGAUUUACAUCUGUGGAUAUUACAAGGGAGCAGGUCGACAUGACGUUAUAACGAAAGACAUUUUGGAGCUGGAUCCCCAGGAGGACCGCUGGACUGUGGUGGCCCGAAACGCUGUGAUGCACGACAACUAUGAUGUCUGCUUGGUAGCAAACCUGAACCCGAGGGGUCUCACCCCCCCACCUGCGGACUUGGUCAAAGUGUGACACAGUAAGAUCAAAGUCUGUGUGAGGAAAACUAGUGAUGCAAAUGAAUGAUUAAUGCACUUAAUGCUGGGCCAAAGCCAGUCAACUUAGUGCUUAGCAUAGAGAACAGACAGUUCUGAGGGGUUAACCAACACUUUAUAUGUUGACCUGCAGUCAUUAACGAAACCCUUGUGCUAUCGUACGCAUUUUGACAUUGGGAGUUGGGUCAUCUAGACCCACUAGGCAGUGUGCUGAACCUUUUUUCUUCAAUGAUUUGUGAUCUUCACUGGUGUCCAUGGAUUACAUGAAAUCUUUCCACCUUUAUCCACCUUUGUCAUGGUAGGGAGAACACGUCAAUGUAAGGGUGGGGUCAUCUAAGAUAGCACUGUCCAGCAGCUGUCCAACAUCCACAAAACAACUAAAUGUAGUUGAAACCCCCCAUGGAAAUAAACAAAGUGCAUUAAAAUGACGCCUCAUAAAUAUACUGCCAUCAACGCAGAGAGCAUCAAGUCUAACUGGCUCUAAGUUAGACAUUUUUUUUGUUGUCAAUUCUAUAAAGGAAAGUAUAAGUGUUUUACAUGUGCUUUCUUUAGAAAAUCAUUGAACUGGAUUAUGAAUUAAAAAAUAUGAAAUGAAUCUAAACAAAAGGAAUUUAGUCUCUUUAAAAGUACAGUAUAUUUAAAUGUUUUUUGUCCUUUAUAUGGAAAAAGUUGUGGUAUUGCCUUGUGUUACAUAAAGUGUUUUCUUAUGUACAAAUAAAGCUCAUUACUUGUUCGUGGAUCUUUAACAGGGAAAGGAAGAAGUCCUUAUAUUCAGUUAAUUAUUUUCAAAAUAAUGUAAAAUAUGUCGACUGUGGAGCCAUUUUAAAUCAAUUUAACACCAGUUCAGUCUCAUGUCAUGUUUAUUUCUAAGUUGUAAAAACACUGAAGCAUAAAUAAAAGAUUUAAACAGUU